ACCAAACCGCAUCGAAUGGCGGUAUCAGUUGCAUCGUAGCGUUUUCUCAGUUCACAAUCUUCCUCAGCUCGGGCUAGUAAUUAAUCGUCUCAACUCAACCGAAGAAAUGUUCAAACUCCUGCUCGCAAUUGGCUGUUUGGCUGCGGUUUGCUCGGCUCAAUUCUACGGAGGCGGAAGUGAUGGCAUUGGGGGAGGAUCCGAUUUGGGCGGAUCUUCCAAGCACGAAGUCGAGCACCAUCAUCACCCGAAGUACAAGUUUGAGUAUGGCGUCAAGGAUGAUCACACUGGGGAUCACAAGGCUCACUGGGAAAUUCGGGAUGGCGAUGUCGUUAAGGGCCAAUACUCGCUCCAUGAACCCGAUGGCAGCGAACGCAUCGUCGAGUACAAAGCCGAUGACCAUAACGGGUUCGAGGCUGUCGUGAAGAAAGUUGAACAUGGCCAUCAUCAUGGCUACUAAAAAGGGGGCUUGUCCAUUUGAAGUUGAUUGUGGAAAAACUGGAAUGAGAAAAUGACGCGAAUGACGUGACCGUAUGCGGAAAUGGAAACGUGCAUGUGAGUGAAAGUUGAUGGACCCUUGAGUGAUUGAUUGAUAGCCGAUAAGAGUUGAAGAUGAAAAAAAUAAGCGUGCCAAAGUGAUAUUAUGAACUGAGUUUUGAACGGAAAAGUGACAAUCGAGCUUAGCGAAUGUGAUAUUGUUGACAAAUGCUGUUGAAUGAAAAUUCUUAUUUAUAUCCUUGCUUUAA
Messenger RNA from Uranotaenia lowii, 743 nucleotides. Its product is annotated as adult-specific cuticular protein ACP-20-like. The transcript has 2 exons. The coding region runs from base 107 to 457 and encodes 116 amino acids. NCBI's taxonomy places the organism in Eukaryota, Metazoa, Arthropoda, Insecta, Diptera, Culicidae. Gene Ontology annotation, cellular component: extracellular matrix. The record is from RefSeq and is a predicted model, not a curated record.